Diaporthe batatas is the source of this 1436-nucleotide messenger RNA. RefSeq lists its product as uncharacterized. Lineage: Eukaryota; Fungi; Ascomycota; Sordariomycetes; Diaporthales; Diaporthaceae. The transcript is spliced from 3 exons. The record is from RefSeq and is a predicted model, not a curated record. Gene Ontology annotation, biological process: secondary metabolic process. Gene Ontology annotation, cellular component: cytosol; cytoplasm. Gene Ontology annotation, molecular function: hydrolase activity; carboxy-lyase activity. The coding region runs from base 341 to 1375 and encodes 344 amino acids.
GUUACACUGGGAGCAUGCGAGUGGUGAUUUCCUGACAACACAUGGGGCUUACACUGCCAGCCCACUUGCCGAGGGCCAAAUCCGAGGCAUACCGCAUCAAAGCUGCAUUAGUCCUCGUGGUCCCAACGACUUAUCAGUGGUCGUAAUGCCGUGUUCCGUCUGGGGCAGCGUGGUGCAUGCGGUCAUGCUCAAGUGCUACUCAUAUCAUAACCGAUCUUGAACCACAUAGGGCUUUCAACCACCUGGGCAUGCGAAUCGCCUACCCCCCUCCGAGUCCCUUUAUCAUUCCAAUAAGGAAAAGCCACUGUUGGAUAAGAAUCAAAUUCGGAACAGUUGAAAAAUGUCUCGCAAAGGGACCGUCGCUAUAGAGGAGGCUGUCCUCAAUCCCGAGGGCAUCUCAUGGAUGGCCGAAACUGCGUCGCUCUUUGCGCCUGGCCAAGAUGCUUCUCAGCUCAAACACCACUCGCUGACCCAAAAGCUCAUGGACAUCCACGAUCAGCGUCUUGCUGACAUGGAUGCCGAGGGUGUCGAGUAUAUGCUCCUGUCUCUGACCUCUCCAGGUGCACAAGGCGAGAGAGACCCCGUGAAGGCUGCCAACCUUGCGAAAAAUGCCAACGACUGGUUGGCUGGGGAGGUAGCAAAGAGCCCGAGCAGAUUCGGAGCACUUGCCGCUCUUUCGAUGCAUUCACCUGCAGAGGCGGCGGCAGAGCUAAAGAGAGCGGUAAAAGACCUGGGUAUGUUCGGGGCCAUGGUGAAUGACUUUCAGACAUUCGGCGGGGAUGGUGCUGGCAAGAAGUACUACGAUGCGCCCGAAUACGAAUUGUUCUGGCAGGAAGUCGAGAAACUAGGUGUUCCGAUCUACCUCCACCCACGGUAUCCCACAUCACAAGAGCUCGAGGGACCACACGCGAAAUGGGGCCCGAGGAAGCACCUUCUCGGAGCUGCGGUCUCUUUCCACCUGGACCUGAGCUUCCAUAUCUAUGCCCUUUGUUCUAGCGGCAUUUUUGACAAGUUUCCCGGCGUGCAGAUCGUAGCCGGGCAUCUGGGUGAAGGUGUACCUUUCAACCUAUGGAGGGCGGACCACUGGUACAACAAGCCAGUCAAGAAAGCUACCAGGCCUUCGAAAGAAGACUACAGCUACUAUUUUCAACACAAUGUCUCGAUCACCACCUCAGGUGACUUUUCCACUUCCGGGCUAAAGUUCUGCAUCGAGCAAAUGGGAAUUGACCGGUGCAUGUUUUCAAUCGACUAUCCUUAUGAUUCGAUGAAGGAAGCGAAUGACUGGUGGAAGGGGGUAGACAUUGCGCCAGAUGAGAAAGAGGCAGUAGGAAGAAGAAACGCUAUCAGAAUCUUCAACUUGCCACUCGAAGCUUGAUAAUGAUAUGAUGUUAGGGGAAACAGUGGCAGAUGAUUUCGGGCAGAGACAUUUCGUGGAA